This is a messenger RNA of Eremothecium cymbalariae DBVPG#7215, 4479 nucleotides long. Its product is annotated as pleiotropic drug resistance family ABC transporter. The transcript has a single exon. Lineage: Eukaryota; Fungi; Ascomycota; Saccharomycetes; Saccharomycetales; Saccharomycetaceae. Gene Ontology annotation, molecular function: ATP hydrolysis activity; ABC-type transporter activity; ATP binding. The coding region runs from base 1 to 4479 and encodes 1492 amino acids. Gene Ontology annotation, cellular component: membrane. Gene Ontology annotation, biological process: xenobiotic detoxification by transmembrane export across the plasma membrane. The record is from RefSeq and is a predicted model, not a curated record.
AUGGAUACCAAGCUAUACAAAUUCAUUCCGGAGGGCGAUACCCUCCAAGAGGGAGAGUCUGCAGACGGGCUGGCACAGCACCGUCCUUAUCUGGGGUUAGAGGAGGACGCAGAGGAGCAGGAAAACAUUCGGUCAUUGGCGCGCACGCUGACUGGGUCGUCUGGGGGCAGCACGGUGAAUGUUCAGCACGGAUACAUCUCUGGGACGGCAGAUGAGCUGGCAGCGAUAGGAAUUGGAUCAGAUCCGCGGCUGGAUCCAGAAUCGGAGGAGUUUGAUUCGCGGUUCUGGGUGCGUUCCAUGCGCAAGUUGUUCGUGGGGGACCGGGAGCGGUACAAGCCGACGGAGCUGGGGGUGUGUCUGAAGGGUCUGAGGGUCAGCGGGAGCGCUGGUGACACAGACUACCAGGCCACGGUUUUGACGUGGCCGUUGAAGUACGUGCAGUCUAUGUAUGCGAGGAUGCCGUGGUGCAAGAACAGGCAGGAGGCGAUGUUUGACAUUAUUAAGCCUCUGGAUGCUUUGUUUAUGCCAGGGCGGCUAUGUGUUGUUCUGGGGCGGCCGGGCGCAGGGUGCUCGUCGUUGUUGAAGACGGUUGCGGCGCGCACGUACGGGUUUGAGGUGAGGCCUGAAUCGGUUAUAAGCUACGAUGGGAUAUCGCAGAAGGACAUUAGUAAGAAUUUCCGGGGGGACGUGAUCUACUCGGCAGAGAUGGAUUCCCAUUUUGCCAACUUGCCUGUGGGAUACACUUUAGAGUUUGCAGCGCGGUGUCGUUGUCCUCAGGUGCGUCCGGGGGGGGUGAGCAGGGAAGAAUACUACAAGCACUACGCUGCGGUUGUCAUGGCGACGUACGGGUUGUCGCACACGUACAAUACCAAGGUCGGGAACGACUACAUCAGAGGUGUGUCCGGCGGAGAGCGGAAACGUGUCUCGUUGGCGGAGAUAACGCUGGCGGGUGCCAAGGUGCAGUGCUGGGACAAUUCGACACGUGGUUUGGAUUCUGCGACGGCGCUGGAGUUUGUGCGGGCGCUGAAGACCAAUGCGGAGGUGUUGCGAACGACGCCGUUGAUAGCGAUCUACCAGUGUUCGCAGGAUGCGUACGAGCUGUUCGACGAUGUGUUGUUGUUGUACGAAGGGUACGAGAUAUAUUUCGGGACGGCUUCGGCGGCUGAGGAAUAUUUUGUUGAGAUGGGGUGGGAGUGCCCCGCGCAGCAGUCGACUGCGGACUUUUUGACGUCGGUGACGGCGCCCGCGGAGCGGCGGGCGCGGGCCGGGUACGAGGAAAAGGUGCCCAGGACGGCGAAGGAGUUUUAUGAGAGAUGGCAGGGGUCCAAGGAGCGGGCGGAGUUGUGUGGGCAGAUUGAGGAGUAUUUGAGGCACCAGUCGGGCGGGGAGGGCCGGAAGCAGUUGGCUGAGUACCAUAGUAAUCGUCAGGCUGGGCGGUUGAGUUCGAAGUCGCCCUAUUUGAUAACGUUUUGGAUGCAGUUUUGGACGCUGGUUGAUAGGAAUUGGAAGAGGAUUCUGGGAGAUCCGUCGGUGUAUUUGUUUAUGAUAUUGUCUAAUUCUUUUAUGGGGUUGAUUCUUGCUUCUACGUUUUUUAAUCAGAAGCAGAAUACGGAGUCUUUUUUUUUCCGUGGGUCAGCUCUGUAUACUGCUAUCUUGUUCAAUUCUUUUUCGUCGUUUUUGGAGAUUAUGUCGUUGUUUGAGGCGCGGAAGAUUGUUGAGAAGCAUAAGACGUAUGCAUUUUACCAUCCUGCUGCGGAUGCCCUAGCUUCUAUCUAUACGGAGUUGCCGGCGAAGAUUUUGAUCUGUCUGUGUUUCAAUCUUGUCUUUUACUUUAUGGUGAAUUUGAGACGUAGCGCCGGGGCGUUUUUCUUCUACAUGCUUGUUUCGUUGACUUCGACGUUUGCGAUGUCACAUUUGUUUAGGACGAUUGGUGCUGCUUGUACUUCGCUUUAUGUUACGAUGACUCCUGCGUCUAUUUUGUUGUUGGCGAUUUCGUUGUAUGUUGGGUUUGUUAUCCCUCAGCAUAAUAUUCUUGGUUGGUCUAAAUGGAUCUUUUAUCUGAAUCCGAUUGCGAGGUCCAUGGAGGCUAUGUUUGCCAACGAAUUCCAUGGCAGGCAGUUUGACUGUUCACGGUUUGUCCCUUCUGGGCCAGGGUACGAGUCGGUGUCGGUAGACAAUCAGGUUUGUGCUGUUAUCGGUGCAGUGCCGGGACAGAGUACUGUUUCCGGUACCAGAUACAUGGAGCUGGCGUAUGGUUAUCGUAACAGUCAUAAGUGGAGGAAUUGGGCUAUCGUUGUUCUGUAUGCCGUGGUGUUUUUGUUUUUCUAUUUGGUCUUGAUCGAGUACAACAAGGGUGAGAUGCAGAAGGGUGAGGUUGUUUUGUUUACAAGAUCUACCAUGAAGAAACUGAAGCGUAAAAACAAAAACAAGAAGGGUGAACAAGGCGAUUUGGAGUCUAAUGGAAUUCCAACCAAGGAAUCUAGUGACAUCGACAACGAUGGAGUUGCGUCUGAUUCGCUCAUACAAAAGAUUGGGUCGGAUGAUAUUUUCCAUUGGAGAAACGUUUGUUACGACGUGCAAAUCAAGAAAGAAACUAGGCGUAUUCUAAACGGGGUCGACGGUUGGGUUAAGCCAGGUACUUUAACUGCUCUAAUGGGGUGUUCUGGGGCUGGUAAGACCACGUUGUUGGAUGUUUUGGCAAAUCGUGUCAAAGUGGGUGUCAUUACUGGUAAUAUGUUUGUUAACGGAUUACCAAGGGAUGCUUCUUUCCAAAGAAACACCGGAUAUUGUCAACAACAGGAUUUGCAUGGUCGUACGCAGACCGUACGUGAAGCGCUUAGAUUUAGUGCUUACUUGAGGCAACCAGAGGCAACGCCAAGGGCUGAAAAAGAUGCUUAUGUGGAAGAUAUUAUUCGUCUCUUGGAGAUGGAAGCGUAUGCUGAUGCCGUUGUAGGUGUUACAGGUGAAGGUUUAAAUGUGGAACAGCGGAAAAGGUUGACUAUUGGUGUGGAAUUGGUUGCAAGACCAAAGCUGUUGCUUUUCUUAGACGAGCCUACUUCUGGUCUGGAUUCUCAAACUGCUUGGUCCAUUUGCCAGUUGAUGCGUAAGUUAGCUACUCAUGGUCAAGCCGUAUUGUGUACUAUUCACCAGCCCUCCGCAAUCCUGAUGCAGGAAUUCGAUAGGCUAUUACUAUUGGCUAGUGGUGGUAGAACAGUUUACUUUGGUGAAUUGGGUAAAGGUUGUCAAACAAUGAUUGAUUAUUUCGAAAGUCAUGGUUCUCAAAAAUUCCCUGAAAACUGUAACCCUGCCGAGUUCAUGUUGGAAAUUAUUGGUGCCGCUCCAGGUUCUCAUGCUACUCAAGAUUACCAUGAGGUUUGGAAAUCAUCUGAGGAAUUCCAAUCUGUUCAAAGAGAAUUAGAAAACAUGGAGUCCGAAUUGUGCAAAAAACCAAGAGAUGAAAGUCCAGAUAGUCAGAAGGAAUUUGCUACUUCUUUGUGGACUCAAUAUAAAGUAGUUAGCAAAAGAGUGUGGCAGCAAAUUUGGAGAUCUCCUACCUACAUUUGGAGUAAAUUUUUAAUGGGUAUCUUUUCCGCGUUGUUUAUCGGUUUCUCCUUUUUCAAUUCAUCUACCUCGACUCAAGGUUUACAAAAUCAAAUGUUCUCUAUCUUUUUGUUUAUGAUGAUUCUCAAUCCAUUAAUCCAACAAAUGUUACCUCAAUAUGAAGAACAAAGAGACCUUUAUGAAGUUAGAGAGCGUCCAUCAAAAACUUUCUCUUGGAAAGCCUUUAUUUUGUCUCAAAUCACAACAGAAAUGCCGUGGUCCAUACUUGUAGGAACUCUCGCAUUCUUCUGUUUCUAUUACCCGGUCGGAUUCUACCAUAAUGCAGCUGCAUCUGGUGAAACGGCUUCCCGUGGUGCUCUGUUUUGGUUGCUUUGUGUCACGUAUUAUAUCUUUUCCAUCACUUUUGGUCAACUUUGUGUGGCUGCUAUCCAACGUCACGAGAACGGUGCCAUAAUUGCCAAUUUCUUUUUCAUGUUAUGUCUAUCAUUCUGUGGUGUUUUGGUUACAAAAGAAAAGCUACCUAAGUUCUGGAUUUGGAUGUACUAUCUAUCCCCAAUAACCUAUGUUGUUUCCGCUUUCAUGUCAACAGGUGCGGCCAAAGCUCAGAUAAAAUGCACAGCUGAUGAAUUGGUUAAAUUUUUCCCCCCAUCAGGAACUACUUGUGAGGAAUACAUUAGACCAUAUCUAUCCACUCAUCCCGCUUACUUCACUGGUACUGAGGGUGACUCCGGUUUGUGUUCCCUGUGUGUUAUGAACAAAUCCGACGUGUACUUGGCCAGUGUAAACAUAUAUUAUAAGGAUAGAUACAGAAACUGGGGUAUCUUCUUUUGUUACUGUAUUGUAAAUAUGAUUGGGUUUGCGUUCUUAUACUGGUACUUUAGGGUGCCCAAAAGUAGAAAAGUUAAAACCCAUAAUUGA